ACCUAAAGGAAGGGCUUAUCUGCUCCGACCCCAGCUGGGUGUUUCUGCCUAUGAUGCAAGGCUAACCCGUGACUUACGUCGUGUAUUUUUUCCGAAGAAAGACGCAUUCGCACCUAGAGGGGGUUUGGUGUCCAGCGUUUUGACCCAAGGAAAUUCAUCUAGGGGUUGGCCGUUCACCUCUUCUCCUGCUGCGCCUUUCCAGUAAAGGAAGGAUCUGAAAGACGUACAGAGAUCGCGGGUCGAGAACCAAGUGUAUGUAACUAUGGAAAAUAAAGCAAAUAAUCCUGUACCCAUAGCAGUAGCUCCUGGAUACCCUGGACCACAGCCACAGUAUGGAUAUCCUCAAUAUGCUCCUGGAAUGGCUCCUUACCCUGCUCCACAAGGUUUCCCUGGUGCUCCAGCACAGCCUCCGUAUGCAUUUCCAACAGCUUAUGGAGCACCAACCACUUAUGGCCAACCUGUUCCCCACACUGUUUGGAUGCCAGAACCACCUUCUAUUCCAAAUUGCCCUCCUGGAUUAGAAUAUUUAAGUCAGAUUGAUCAGAUAUUAAUCCAUCAGCAAAUUGAACUUCUGGAAAUUAUUACUGGCUUUGAGACUGCCAACAAAUAUGAAAUUAAAAAUGCUAUGGGGCAAAGGGUGUAUUUUGCAGCCGAGGAAAAUGACUGUUGCACUUUGAACUGCUGUGGACCAUCACGACCAUUUACGAUGAAAGUCAUGGACAAUAUGGGCCGGGAAGUCAUAAAUCUCAUGCGACCUCUGAGAUGCUCCAGUUGCUGCUGUCCUUGCUGUUUACAGGAGAUUGAAGUUCAUGCUCCCCUAGGCACUCCAGUUGGAUAUGUUAAACAGACCUGGGAUCCUUGUUUGCCAAAAUUUGUAAUCCAGAAUGAAGCACGGGAAGAUGUACUCAAAAUUGUUGGGCCCUGUGUAGUCUGCAGCUGUUGUUCAGAUAUUGAUUUUGAGGUAUUAUCUUUAGAUGGGAACAACGUUGGAAAAAUUUCCAAGCAGUGGACUGGUUUUGUGAGGGAAGCUUUUACAGAUGCUGACAACUUUGGAAUCCAGUUUCCAAUGGAUCUUGAUGUAAAAAUAAAAGCUGUGAUGCUUGGAGCUUGCUUCCUUAUAGAUUUCAUGUUUUUUGAACACACAGGACAAAAUCGGCAACAACGUGCUGGGGUCUGGUAACAGAGUACAAUCUUCAUUGUAGGAAUUUCUAGUGAAGUAGUUUCACCGUUUUUAUUUUCAGUGGAUGUCUUUUAUAAGACAUUUUCAAUAAACACUCUUUUUCUUUUGGCAUUAUGCUAUGGCUUUUACAUCAGUAGGAUUUCAAACUACUCCUAAAUUAUGAAGACUAUUUUAGAAUAAAUAGUUAUGUAUAGUGACAUUGAAGUGAUUAUACAUAUUUAUAUUAAAAGAUACACACACACACACAUCUUCAACCUUCUUUCAAAUAGUGUUAAUGUGAAACUUUGUACUGUAACUUGAAGUACUAAUCAAAUUUAUAUUUUGUACAUAAUGAAUAUAUAAAGUGAACUUUUAAAAUAAAGUUUUUGUGCUUUGAGUAUAUCUUAAGAUAGUUCAUGUUUUCCAUUACAAUACACAUUGAAUUUGAUAGUGUCUAAGACUGAAUAGAUACGUUUUACCUAUGUGUACAGAAAUAAAAAUCAUGUUCCAGGAAGAAUAUCAUUUUUACAACUGAUUUUGUUUACAUUUUUAUAACUAUUUUGCAAACAGUGUUGGAGCAUGUCUAUAGUACGUAUUGUAAUAAUAUGAAUUUACUUUACUUUUUGAGUGUUCUCUUCAUAAUUUUUUAAAUUUCCUACACUGAUUCUUAUUAUAGGAUUAUGAUACGUUCUAACAUUU
This is a messenger RNA of Pseudonaja textilis, 1858 nucleotides long. Its product is annotated as phospholipid scramblase 1-like. Gene Ontology annotation, cellular component: plasma membrane. The record is from RefSeq and is a predicted model, not a curated record. Gene Ontology annotation, molecular function: phospholipid scramblase activity. Gene Ontology annotation, biological process: plasma membrane phospholipid scrambling. Lineage: Eukaryota; Metazoa; Chordata; Lepidosauria; Squamata; Elapidae.